AUGUCCUCCGCCGCCGAACCCAUCCUCUCCCAGGGCGCCGGCUGGGCCGUCGUCAUCGGCCUCGGCCUCGGCUUCUCGGGCAUCAUGCUGCUCAUCACCGCGGCGCAGGAGCGCUACACGGGCCUCAGCGUGUCGAACCAGGACGAGUUCUCGAGCGCAAGCCGGAGCGUCAAGGCCGGCCUCAUCAGUGCAGGUAUCGUCAGCGCAUGGACAUGGUCGGCUACGCUUCAGGUUUCCACGGCAGUGUCUUACCGCUUCGGUCUCUCUGGCUCGCUGUGGUAUGCCGCCGGCGCCACAUGCCAGGUCCUCGUAUUCGCAAUGCUCGCGGCCAAGAUGAAGCUCAACGCGCCAAACUGCAGCACGUACCUGCAGAUCAUCAAGGCUCGUUGGGGCAAGCUGGCGCAUCUGAUGAUGCUUCCCAUGGCUCUCGGCGUCAACACCCUCGUGGGCCUCAUGCUCGUGCUCGGCGGCAGCGCCACGGUGACGUCGCUCACCGGAAUGCCGGUCAUCGCCUCGUGCUUCCUCACUCCGCUGGUCGUCUCCGUCUACACGGUGCUCGGCGGCAUGCGCGCCACGCUGCUCGCAGACUACUCGCACUCGGCAGUCCUCCUCUGCAUCAUCCUCGUGUGCGCCUUCUCCGUCUGGACGCCGAGCCUGUCGGACGCCAUCGGAUCGCCCGGCCGCAUGGUCGAGAUGCUGCAGCGCGCCGCCGAGCUCGCUCCCGUCCACGGCAAUGCGCAGGGCACGUACCUCACCUUCCGCAGCCAGGACGCGCUCAUCUUUGGCAUUGUCAACAUCUGCGGUAACUUCGCGACUGUCUUCGCCGACCAGUGCUACUCCCAGCGAGCCAUCGCUUCCAACCCCGAGACGGCGACCCGUGCAUUCAUCCUCGGAGGCCUUGCGUGGACUGCGAUUCCGCUCACGAUGGCGACUUCCAUGGGCCUUGCUGGACGUGCCCUCGUCAACCAGAACCCGGCGAUGCAGGUGCUCACGCCUGAGCAAGUCAGCGCCGGCCUGCCGCUCGCAGCCGCUGCAGUCGCCAUCCUCGGCAAGGCCGGCGGUGCUGCGAUCCUCGUCAUGCUCUACCUGGCUGUCACCUCGGCCGUCUCGGCACAGCUCAUCGCAGUCUCGUCCGUGAUCACGUUCGACGUCCUUCCGUACGUGCAGAGCAGCCCCUCGAAGCGCACCGUGUCUGUCGUGUCGCACGCCACGAUCGUCCUGUGGGCCAUCUUCCUCGGCGCUAUUUCGAGCGGCUUCAACUACGCCGGCGUCGGCAUGGGCUCCAUCUACCUGUGGGUCGGUCUCCUCGUGGCGCCGGCCGUGGGCUUCGUGUACGCGUGCCUCGUCUGGAAGCGCGCCAACCGCACCGGCGCGCUCAUUGGGCUGGCCACCGGCUUCGUCCUGGGCAUCACGGCCUGGCUCGUCACCUGCAAGACGCUCUACGGCGAGCUCACCGUCGCGACGCUGUCGAUGGACUAUCCCGUCCUCGCGGGCAACCUCGUCUCGAUCCUCCUGCCGAUCAUCAUCAUCCUGCUCUCGACGUGGUACGCGCCAGACAACUACGACUGGGCAGAGACGCGUGCGAUCAACGCGCCCGUCGACUCGCUCGAGGACUCCGCUCCUGCGACGCCGGAGAAGGCCGAGUCGAUCGCCGGCAAGGAGCAGGACGGUAUGGCGAACGAGAAGGGCACCGUCAGCGUGCACAAGUACCACCACGUGCUGCGUUCCGGCCUCGACUUCCGCACUGCGGCCUGGGUCAGCAUUCCAGUGUCUCUCAUUCUCCUGAUCCUCGUGCCGGCGUUCGGCUGCAUCCCGGCCGUCUGGUCGACGCAGGGCCUCAGCGCCUGGGUCGGCAUCUGCAUUGGCUGGCUCUUCGUCAGCAUGUUUAUUGUCGUCAUCCUGCCUGUCUGGGAGUCGCGCCAGGCGCUGGCGCAGAUCUUCGCCGGCAUGUUCAAGGACCUGACGGGCGGCAACGGCCGCGUCGCGCGCACGAACUAG
Messenger RNA from Tilletiopsis washingtonensis, 1998 nucleotides. RefSeq names its product putative DUR3-urea permease. The coding region runs from base 1 to 1998 and encodes 665 amino acids. The transcript has 8 exons. Lineage: Eukaryota; Fungi; Basidiomycota; Exobasidiomycetes; Entylomatales. Gene Ontology annotation, biological process: urea transmembrane transport. The record is from RefSeq and is a predicted model, not a curated record. Gene Ontology annotation, molecular function: urea transmembrane transporter activity. Gene Ontology annotation, cellular component: plasma membrane.